Olea europaea var. sylvestris is the source of this 1488-nucleotide messenger RNA. Its product is annotated as transcription factor bHLH68-like. Gene Ontology annotation, molecular function: protein dimerization activity; RNA polymerase II cis-regulatory region sequence-specific DNA binding; DNA-binding transcription factor activity, RNA polymerase II-specific. The transcript is spliced from 9 exons. The coding region runs from base 226 to 1218 and encodes 330 amino acids. Gene Ontology annotation, biological process: regulation of transcription by RNA polymerase II. The record is from RefSeq and is a predicted model, not a curated record. NCBI's taxonomy places the organism in Eukaryota, Viridiplantae, Streptophyta, Magnoliopsida, Lamiales, Oleaceae. Gene Ontology annotation, cellular component: nucleus.
AAGACAUGGGGUUACUUCAAACUCUAAUUAUGAGAAAGCAAACAUAAUUCUGAAAACUUCAACAAAAGUUCGUUUUGGUUCACAAACAAGGAAAGAUGAGAAAGUGAGUGCAAAACCCAUAAGCUAAAGAGAAAAUAAGGGGGAGAUUAAUUUGAUUUCCUGUUGUAUUUCAAGGUUACUCUCUGCAGGUUUAGAUCAAUUAGUGGAGUAAAUUUCCAGUAACAAAUGAUGGCUAGAAACCCUAACUGGUGGAGUGUGAAUGGCAUGCAUCCACAGUCUCACCAGCUCUCUUCUUCUUCUCCAUUCCUGUAUGUUUCUUCUUCAUCAUCUUCGGCUGCUACGGAUUCUUCAACUGCGAAUCCCUCUCAAGAAUUUCCCGUACGGUCAUGGAGCCAACUGCUUCUGAGCGGAUUGGCCGGAACUGGAGAAGAAGAAAGGUUUGGUGGUAGUCUUUUUCAACAACAGAAGAAGGUAGAGAAUUGGGAAGACCAUGUUUUGAACCCAUCUUUAAGGGAUCCUGUUGUUGAUGUAAAGCAAGAAGUUGCUCAAACAAGCCAACUUUAUGGUCACGUAGACGAGGAAUUUCAAGUUUCUAGAUCUUCUUGUUGGCCUCAAAUAAUUCCAGUGUCGUCCCCUACCUCUUGUAUCACAAGCUCAAGCAACAAUAUCUUGAAUUUCUCCGGCGCCAAGGUCGACCACGACAGGAAGACUCAACUUCCAGAUCAUUCUUCUGAGUGCAACAGCACGAGCACUGGAGGGGUAUCUAAGAAGCCUAAGGUUCAACAGUCUUCCACUCAACCAGCUUUGAAGGUGAGAAAGGAGAAAUUAGGGGAUAGAAUAACAGCUCUUCACCAACUUGUUUCUCCAUUUGGAAAGACUGACACUGCUUCAGUCCUGACUGAAGCCAUUGGUUAUAUCAGAUUCCUUCAGGGUCAAAUUGAGGCACUGAGUUCGCCGUACAUGCGCAAUGCAACAAGAAGCAUGGGUCACCAACAAUCUGUUCAAGAAAGGGAUUGUUUAUUUUCAGAAGAGUCUAGUCAGUUCUUGAAUGAUGUUGGCAUGGAAGGGAAAGGAGCUUCUGAGGAGAAUAGCGAAGAUGAAGAGAAGGAUUUGAGAAGUAAAGGGCUGUGCUUGGUUCCAGUUUCUUGCACUCAGCAUGUGGGAAAUGACAUUAAUGGAGCUGAUUACUGGGCUCCGGCUCUUGGUGGCGGAUUUUGAUUUUGAUUUAUUUUCUGCCGCCGUGCGCCAGUACUCCGACGCAGCGGCCUGGUGGUGGAGCUAGCGAUAACAUCAGAAACAGUCAGUCUCCAAGCGAGGUUGACUGCCCCUGAUGCUACCAUGCAUUCUGAUAGAGUGAAGAAGACUUUCUGUUUUAAAAAAUAAUAUGAACAAUAAUAAUGAUUAAUGACCUAGCUGAUGUCCCAUGUAUAUAUGCAUUUUAACUUUAGUUGGCUCCAUUUAAUAUCAUCUCUAGCUCUAUUAUUCUUA